Molecule: messenger RNA, 762 nt
Organism: Argiope bruennichi
Lineage: Eukaryota; Metazoa; Arthropoda; Arachnida; Araneae; Araneidae
Exons: 1
Coding region: 1-762 (253 amino acids)
Source: RefSeq, a predicted model, not a curated record
AUGGCUCCUCCCAAGAAGGGUCCCUUCAGUGGGCAUCGUAAAGUACAACUGCAAUCUGUUGAAAAACCAUUUGAUCAUUUUUUUGUCGUACAGCGUGUUUCCGAUACAAAAGAAAACUUUCAUAAUGUGUCUCCUUUUCUUGUUGAAAAGGCUUUCGUUGCAACGAUUGGUGAUGUCUCAUCUAUUCGUAAACUUCGCUCCGGCGAUUUGGUAGUGGAGGUUAGUUCCCGCCAACAAGCACAGAAAAUUCUGAAACUUAAAGCCUUAGCAACUAUUCCCAUCACUGUUAGUGCUCAUAAAUCUCUGAAUUCCUCCAAGGGUGUAAUCACUUGCGGAGAGUUAUAUAAUGUCCCUAUUGAGAUUAUUACAAAAGAAUUGAGCGGUCAAGGAGUGACUCAAGUACGUGAAAUAACAAUUAGACGGAACGGGGAACUUCUAAAUACUAAAUACUAUAUUUUAACAUUCAAUAACCCAAAACUGCCAGAAUCUAUUAAAGCUGGGUAUAUAAAUUUACCUGUCCGUCCUUAUAUACCAAACCCUCUACGUUGUUUUCAGUGCCAUUGUUUUGGACAUGCAAAAUCAAACUGCCGUGGAACUCUAACUUGCGCACGUUGUUCGGAAAAGGGCCAAGACAGUCAGCAGUGUGCCGCAUCUGAAAAGUGCAUUAACUGCAGUGGCGAUCACACUGCAUAUUCUCGACUCUGCCCACGUUGGCAAUUAGAAAAACAAAUUGUAACUGUUAAAUGGGGUCAAUUCAUGUGA